This is a messenger RNA of Epinephelus lanceolatus (giant grouper), 2870 nucleotides long. The record is from RefSeq and is a predicted model, not a curated record. NCBI's taxonomy places the organism in Eukaryota, Metazoa, Chordata, Actinopteri, Perciformes, Serranidae.
UUGAACCCACCGGGCUGUGUGCGGAUGCUGCUCCGCGUCGCUCCCCCAUCUCUGUUGCUGAUACUGGGAACCGGUGUGUGUGUGUGUGUAUAUAUAUAUCUGUCUGCAGUGACCACACACCUGCUAGCAGAAAUAAGGGAGUCCCAUUAGGCUGUUGUUUCUAACUCAGACAGUGUGGGGACACAGCACAGACACAGCGUUAGUAAAGUAAAACAGUCGGUUGCUAUCAGCUAGCGUUGAAUGUAUCACUCAACGGCUAACUACCUAGCAUGCUAGCUAACGUGAAGUGCAGCUAGUGAUGGCUCUUGGGUUUAAAAUAUUAUGUUUGCCGUCAUACUGUAGGUAAUGUAGCACAGAUUAAUUUAAGUGUUCAUACCGGUAACAUUAUUUAACGUAAGUGUAGUGACAAUAAUGUUAGUUAUCGUGCUAACCAGUGUAAGUACCGUUAUGUCUCAUUUAAAACAAGUAACAUUACUAUAAUCAAGCUAACGUUAACUUAAUGUUAGCCAGCUAGCUAACGUUAGCAUUACAGUGCCCCAUUACAGCAUCUGCAAGAUAAUACCUGUUUUACUUAAUUAGCCAAACCUUUACAUGGGAAGUUAAACUUUAUGCUAAUUCCAAAUAUCAUUGACUAUCAUUUCCCAGUCAGAAAGUUAAUCUUUUUCAGUUAUAGCCCAGGAAAAGUCUCUCUUAAGCCCAGCCCAGUUCAUCCACAAGUGAUCAUGGCUCCUAAAAAGAGACCAAUGCCCUUAAACAUCGCUCCUGCUAGUGAUGGGUUAUCCACCUCCACCAACACUGAUGUUUCAUCUGAGGCCAAUUUAGAGGCACUUAAAAGAAUAAUGGAGGAGCUGGACCUGGAUGAACAACAGAAGAAAAGGUUAGAAGCUUUCCUCACCCAGAAGGCCAAGGUGGGCGAGUUGAGAGAUGAUGACUUCAAUCGAGUAUGUGAGCUGGGUGCGGGCAAUGGAGGAGUUGUCAACAAGGAAUGUCACAGACCUUCAGGAAUAAUCAUGGCCAGAAAGCUCAUUCAUCUUGAAAUCAAACCUGCCAUCAGAAACCAGAUCAUCCGAGAGCUUCAGGUGCUGCAUGAGUGUAACUCUCCCUACAUUGUCGGCUUCUAUGGAGCAUUUUAUAGUGAUGGAGAGAUCAGCAUCUGCAUGGAGCACAUGGACGGUGGAUCUCUGGACCAGGUGCUGACAGAAGCAAAGCGAAUCCCUGAAGAGAUUCUGGGCAAAGUUAGCAUUGCUGUUUUGAGAGGCCUUGCGUACCUAAGAGACAAACAUCAAAUCAUGCAUAGAGAUGUGAAGCCUUCAAACAUCCUGGUGAACUCCCGUGGGGAGAUCAAGUUGUGUGACUUUGGUGUAAGCGGGCAGCUCAUAGACUCCAUGGCCAAUUCCUUUGUUGGGACAAGAUCUUAUAUGUCGCCUGAGAGAUUGCAGGGAACUCACUACUCUGUGCAGUCAGAUGUGUGGAGCAUGGGCCUGUCCCUUGUGGAGCUGUCAAUCGGGCGCUUCCCCAUCCCUCCUCCAGAUGCCAAAGAACUGGAGGCCAUAUUUGGACGGCCCAUCUUGGCUGGUAGUGAAGAAGAGACGCUCAGCACUUCGCCCAGACCCAGACCGCCGGGUAGACCUGUCAGUGGUCAUGGUCCUGCAAUGGCCAUCUUUGAACUUCUAGACUACAUAGUAAAUGAGCCCCCUCCCAAACUACCACACGGCGUCUUCACCUCUGAUUUCCAGGACUUUGUGACAAAGUGUCUCAUCAAAAAUCCAUCAGAGAGGGCUGACUUGAAAAUGUUGAUGAACCAUAUGUUUAUCAAGCGGUCUGAGGUGGAGGAGGUAGACUUUGCUGGCUGGCUUUGUAAAACCAUGGGGCUGAACCAACCUAGCACUCCCACACGCACUGCAGACUGAACACACACUGACCACAUUCGCGCACACACGCGCACGCACACACACACACACACACACACACACACACACACACACACACACACGUAAAAACAUGGAGAAGCUGCUGCCUAAAACCUGAUGCCCACACACACACGUUGUUUGCCACGUCCUCCCUCAGGUGAACCUCUGAAGUCUCCAUCUAUCAAAUGAACUCUACUGACAAGUAAGCCAGGAAAGAUGCUCUAUCUACAGCACAAGUGUGUCAGUUAUUACAGUCAUAUGUGAUACAUGUGUGACUUUGUUUUCAUAUGUGUCAUGCAAACACAUUUAGAAGAGUAAGGAUAGUUUAUUUUUACUGAACAAGUCGGGUUAUGUGUGUCUGUGUUAGCAAGAGAUGAUUGAGUCAAAGAAUGUGUUUUUUGCAUUUGGUGAUGUGACUGAUUUCUACAAAGAUGUCUUGAGGUGAAGCACAAUGUUUAAAACAUUUUAGCAUGACCCUCAUGUCAAAGCCAAAAAUGAAAAAAGUUACAACCUUAAAAGCACCCUCUGCGCCCUCUGUAUUUCAGGUUUGUUAUCUUUAAGCAUCAUCCUUAGCUUGUUGUGGUACCAUUAGCUUCAGAUGAGCUACACUGGGGCAGAGGCUGUCUUUGAAAAUACCAGAGACUCAUCCCUGGACGCUACCUGCCGUAAUAAGACCGCUUUUAUCUCUUGAGCAAGAUGCAUCACGACUCACUGAGCAGUCUCUGCGGAAACAAGUGAUUAUUUCUUUGUAUUCGUUGUCAUGUAAACAACAGGACACGGAUUUGCCAUUGAAGUACAUCCUGUGUUGUGGCAGGAUUAGGGCAUUUCGCUCCUUUGUUUUGUUCUAUUUGUGUACUUCCUCCUUUAAGUAAAUGUUUAAAGGGACAGUUAACCCCAAAAUCAAAAAUACAUAUUUUUCCUCUUACCUGUGGUGCUAGUUAUCAAUCUAGAUUGUUUUAG